Molecule: messenger RNA, 1567 nt
Organism: Arabidopsis lyrata subsp. lyrata
Lineage: Eukaryota; Viridiplantae; Streptophyta; Magnoliopsida; Brassicales; Brassicaceae
Product: putative oxidoreductase TDA3
Exons: 2
Coding region: 145-1356 (403 amino acids)
Cellular component (GO): cytoplasm
Molecular function (GO): oxidoreductase activity
Source: RefSeq, a predicted model, not a curated record
AUAUCUUAGGAAACACAUAUAACAAGAGAGUAGUGAUGAUCGAAUAAAUGGGCCUAAAAAGAUCAGCCCAAAAAGAAACUAAGCCCAAUAAAUAGUUUUCUAACAAACGUGUGGACUCGGUGAGUCAUCUACCUCAUCUCGGUAAUGGCGGUGACCUCAUCGUUAUUAUUCCCUCCGACGUUAUCCCGACGAACAAUCACGAUCUGCUCGAAAUCAAUGGCGGCGAAAAACCAAAUCGAUGGAGAAACCUCAAAGCGGGUCGUUGUAUGCGGCGGCGGCGUAAUCGGCGUCUGCACUGCUUAUUUUCUCGCCAAGAAAGGAAUCGCCGUCACUCUCGUCGAGAAAUCAGCCGUCGCGUGCGCUGCUUCCGGUAAAGCUGGUGGAUUUCUCGCUUUCGAUUGGUGCGAUGGAAGUCCUGUUGCGCCUUUAGCACGCGCGAGCUUUAACCUCCAUCGAUCACUCUCCGAGGAGCUAAACGGCGUCGAAUCGUACGGGUACAGACCACUCACGACUCUUAGCCUCACUGUGACGGAAGCAACGCCAGGUUCCGGCGGUUUGGGUUUACCGAAUUGGGUCAACGGCCCAGCUAAAAGCCCAUCAACGAUUGGUACGACUCAAACAACAGCACAAGUGCAUCCACAGCUUUUCACUCGGAAGCUGUUAUCGACGGCGACGGAGAAGUACGGUGUUGAGGUUGUUAUCGGAAAAUUGGAAGAGGUGAGAGUGGAAUCAGGACGAGUUGACUCUGUAGUGCUUGAAGGUGGGAGAGUUAUAGACACUGAUGCGGUGGUUCUGGCGAUGGGUCCAUGGUCGAGUAAAUUUGAGUUGUUGUCUUCGAUUUUUAGGGUUUAUGGUAUUAAAGCUCAUAGUAUUGUCUUGAAACCCAAGGAACCAAAUGCUAUAACACCUCAUGCCCUAUUCCUAACUUAUCGUCCUGCUCAUGGUGGUGAAGCUUUGGACCCUGAAGUAUACCCUCGUCCCACAGGUGAAGUGUACAUAUGUGGAAUGUCAUCACAAGAAGAAGUACCUGAUGAUCCAGAUCAGGUCACAAGCAAUCCUGAAUCGAUCCAGGUUCUCAAGAGAGUUGCGAAAACAGUCUCGAGCUAUCUAAACGAAGAAAACGCUCUAGUGAAAGCAGAGCAAGCAUGUUUCUUGCCCAGCACAGAAGAUGGAGUUCCUGUGAUCGGAGAGAUUCCAGGAAUCAAGGGCUGUUAUGUAGGCACAGGACAUAGUUGUUGGGGGAUUCUUAAUGGUCCAGCCACCGGUGCUGCAUUGGCUGAGCUUAUUGUAGACGGCGUAGCCACCAGUGUUGAUCUUAGCCGGUUUAGUCCUUCCCGGUUUAUCAAGCGAAGAUGAAGAGUAUAGUAUAUACUAUAUAGUGUGUUCAUAAAGAUAUCGCGAAAAAAAGCUAAUCUGUUCCAUGCUGUGUUCUUUGAAGUUUUAGCAUACAGAAUUGUGAUUACGAGGAAUCUUUUAAUGUGAUUGUAUUUUGUAAUCGUUGAGCAUUUUAGUCGAACCGGUUAGAUCUAAAGCCAAACUGCAAGUUAAACCAGAAUUUGUUAUUGGU